AUACUAUUAAAAUAAAAUUAAUAAGUUGACAAUGAAAUCCCAUUUUAUGCUUGCAUUUACUCUGCGGGUUGUGUUAGUUAUUUACUCGAAUUACCAUGAUCAAAACUUUAAAGUACCAUUCACUGAUAUUGAUUACAAAGUAUUCACAGAUGCUUCACGAUAUAUGCUAGAUGGUUUGUCUCCAUUUAAUCGACACACUUAUAGGUACAGUCCGUUAUUAGCUUUAAUUUUAACACCGAAUAUCUUCUUGUAUUCAAAUUAUGGAAAGAUCUUGUUUUCUUUCGUUGACAUUUUAGUUGCAAUAUUAAUAAGAAAAAUACUAGCAACUAAUACAAAUUAUGAUCAGCAUAUGGUUAACUUUUGUGCAUACUUAUGGCUAUAUAACCCUUUGAUCAUUAUUAUAUCAACAAGAGGUAAUGCCGAUUGUUUAGCUGCAUUUUUAGUAACUCUGUCAUUAUACUUUUUAGAAUGCGGUUUCUGUUCAGCCGCUGGUUUAAUACAUGGACUUUCUGUACAUUUUAGACUCUAUCCCAUGGCUUUUAGUUUAGCAAUGUAUUUUUCACUUAGCACGUCAAAUAAUAUUUUUAUAAAUAUGAAACAAAUUAAAUUCACUUUAACUUGUUUGAUUUCUUUAAUUAUCGCAACUGUCAUCAGUUACUAUUUCUAUGGUUUCAAGUUUAUCCAUGAGAGUCUAAUAUACCACUUAAUUAGAAAAGAUGCACGGCACAAUUUUUCUGUGUUCUUUUAUACUCUUUAUUUGUCUGCUGAUACCAUUCCUUCUAAGUUUCUGCGAAUAUUCAAUAUUUUACCGCAACUCAUUUUGUUAAUAAAUUUAUCUGGGUUUUACUCAUCUAAAAAGAAUCUGCCAUUUGCACUUAUGAUGCAGGCAUUCGUUGUUGUCAUUUUUAACACAAUCAUGACUUCACAAUAUUUUUUCUGGUUUUUAUCUUUAUUUCCGUUAUGUUUUCCAAAAUUAAUGUAUAAUGUUAGAAGGAUAAUGAUGUUAUUGGUACUUUGGACAAUUAGUCAAGGUAUGUGGCUUGGCAUGGCAUAUGCGUUAGAAUUCAAAUCCUUGAAUUCUUUUAAUUGCAUAUGGCUCUCCAGUAUAUUAUUCUUCGUAAUUAACAUUCAGAUCUUAAGCGAUUUAAUUCAAAUUUAUAAAAAGUACUAUUAAGCUUAGGUAAUUAGGCUUUAUUCCAGUGCUGUUAACGGAGGGCAACUUUUUCAAUUGCGUAUCUACAUUGCCGUGCUAAAUUUGUAGACCACCUCUUUUUUUAUGACUGAACAAAUUCUCUUAAUUUUAAUUAUACCAGAGCAAAAAAAAUUCUCUUCAAAAGGUUGAUUGUUUUCGAAAUUCUGUAUAAAAUAAGCCCAGGGUGAAGCCAAUUUGUUCUUGCAAUUCAAAAAGAAAAUGUUUACGAUGUAUACUCAUAAGCGGUUGUGAUUCAGUGAAAAGAAGCUUCAAAAUGAGCCCAAGAACAUUGAAAAAUGUUGACUAUUUCGGAAGUUAUUGAAAAUGUAAGAAAACAUUGAAAUUUACACUAUUUUUGCAAAAUCU
This is a messenger RNA of Belonocnema kinseyi, 1558 nucleotides long. It is a transcript of the gene PIG-M, whose product is annotated as GPI mannosyltransferase 1. The record is from RefSeq and is a predicted model, not a curated record. Gene Ontology annotation, cellular component: glycosylphosphatidylinositol-mannosyltransferase I complex; membrane. Gene Ontology annotation, molecular function: GPI mannosyltransferase activity; alpha-1,4-mannosyltransferase activity. Gene Ontology annotation, biological process: GPI anchor biosynthetic process. The transcript has a single exon. NCBI's taxonomy places the organism in Eukaryota, Metazoa, Arthropoda, Insecta, Hymenoptera, Cynipidae. Bases 32 to 1174 code for a protein of 380 amino acids.